This is a messenger RNA of Trichophyton verrucosum HKI 0517, 489 nucleotides long. RefSeq lists its product as uncharacterized. Lineage: Eukaryota; Fungi; Ascomycota; Eurotiomycetes; Onygenales; Arthrodermataceae. The transcript has a single exon. The record is from RefSeq and is a predicted model, not a curated record. Gene Ontology annotation, molecular function: ATP binding; protein kinase activity. The coding region runs from base 1 to 489 and encodes 162 amino acids. Gene Ontology annotation, biological process: protein phosphorylation.
AUGCCCCAAUUUGAAGCCAUUCAGCUAAUAUAUGCCUUAACUAUUACUAGAGUGAUCGUUAAGUUCCGAAAAGAAGUAGAGGAUGACUGCCUGUUAAAUCGUGAAAAGGAGAACCUACUAAGAUUCCGUUCUCCUUAUAUCAGGGCCCUCGUUGAUACGCCGGCAGAUGAACACAAUGGGCCCCCUUUCCUAGUUUUGGAGCAUAUGGAUGAUUCACUGCCUGACAUGUGGAAACGCCGACAAGAACCGCCUUUCAAAGAAAUGAUUACUUCUCUUCUUCACGCCUUGAAUGUGAUACACACAAGAAACUACGUCCAUACUGGUAUAACACGUCUUUUCAGUUUUCUAUUAGUAAAGCAGUUCGCUAACGUUGUUUUAUUUCAAGACAUCGAGCCCAGGAACAUUCUACUUUCCAAAGUAGGGACUCCCAAUAUGGAAGUUAAACUAGCUGAUUUCGAGAAUGGUAUUUUACAAUUCUACAAUGACUGA